ACGAUUUAGUGUAAUCUCACUGAAAACUUGCUCGCUCUCUGUUAAUUAUAUAUCCAUCGUACACGCUUUAUUGAUUACUUCUCUAACAAAGUUAAAAGGAAAAUGGGAAGAGAGAAAGGGACAGGUGCAACAUCUCAAGGUAAACAACACUUCAGCCACCCCCACAACUUGAAACUGGUGAAUCCAACAGAAUCUGAAACUCUCAGUUGCAAUGCUUGUGAAAAACCAAACAAUAAUAACAAGCCUAAUUUCUAUGGCUGCAAUAGCUGCCAAUACUUCCUCCAUGAAAACUACCUCAAUGCUCCUCGUUUUCUCGACCACUCAUCUCAUCCUUCUCACCCCUUAAACCUUUUCCCUAUUCCAACUUAUUCAAGUCGUUCCUAUACUUGCAAGGCUUGUGGCUCUAAUGGCAAUGGAUUUUGCUUUAGUUGUGCUUGUUGCGAAUUUGAUAUUCAUUUGCAGUGUGCAUCUUGUCCAAGUUCAAUACUUGUUGACAAACACCCACAUCAGUUGGAGCUCCUCUUCGGUUCUCCUUACGAUGAUAAGGAUAUCACAUAUGUUUGUGAUAUUUGCAACGUCAUAAUGAAUAGGGACAGUUGGUUGUACUAUUGCGCUGGUUGUGAUUUUGCAUCGCACUUACAGUGUGCAAGUACUCCUGAAGUUGGCGUUUUCCCCAUACAGCAACGUUCAAAUCCAAAUCGAUACCGGAAUACAAUUCCAAAUCCAAAUGCAACAGUGGAGAUGAUAAAUUCAGUUAAUGAUGCUCAUGAGCGGCUAAUGGCAGCUCAACUUGAAUCUCAGAUUGCGGCACGAUCACGACAGGCUAUUCUGGACUCCAUUGACGGGCCAUCACGACGAUACUCUUACUACUACUCUUGUAUGUCUUCUAUUCAUGUUGGUGGACAUGUUUCUUCAUCUCCUUUUCAGUUUCUAUGUUUAUCUAUUUACAGCUGUUUGUUACAAGGAAAAUCAAUGGGAAGACAGAAUCAGAGUACAGAUUCAACAAAUCAAGGUAAACAACACUUCAGCCACUCCCAUAUCCUGAAAAUUGUGAAUCCAACUGAAGCUGAAACUCUCACUUGCAAUGCUUGUGAGCGAAAAAACAUUAGUAAUAAGCCAUUCUAUGGCUGCAAUAGCUGUCAAUAUUUCCUUCAUGAAAACUGCUUUAACGCUCCUCGUUUUCUCAAUCAUUCAUCUCAUUCUUCCCAUCCUUUGACUCUUCUCCCAAUUCCAACUUACUCGAUCCGUUCCUAUAUUUGCACAGCUUGUGGCUCUGCUGGUAAUGGAUUCUGCUUUAGCUGUGCUUGUUGCGAAUUCGAUAUCCACUUGCAAUGUGCAUCUUGUCCAAGCUCAAUACUUAUUGACGAACAUCCACAUCAAUUGGAGCUCCACUUCGGUUCUCCUUACGAUGAUAAGAGUAUCGUAUAUAUUUGUGAUGUCUGCAAUGUAAUAAUGAACUGCGACAAUUGGCUUUACUACUGCGCUGGUUGUGAUUUUGCAUCUCAUUUAUACUGUGCAAUUAGUCCUGAAGUUGGUGUGUUCCCGAGACAGCAGCGUCCAAUUCCAAAUCAAAAUCCGAACACAAAUCCAAAUCCAAAUCAAACAUUGGAGAUGAUAAAUGCAGCUAAUGAAGCUCAUCAGCAGAUUAUUGCAGCUCAAAUUCGUGCUCAGUUUGCGGCACGAGCAGGAGAGGCUGCUCUGGACUUGGUCGGGCCACCACGAAGAUACAGUUACUUUUAACUGUGUAAAUGUUAAACUUCACCUUAUGCCUUAUAUUUUGACGUUCAAGUUUAAUUGCAAAAAUAAAUACUCUAUUAAAUUAUUUCUCUUUCA
Molecule: messenger RNA, 1833 nt
Organism: Nicotiana tabacum (common tobacco)
Lineage: Eukaryota; Viridiplantae; Streptophyta; Magnoliopsida; Solanales; Solanaceae
Source: RefSeq, a predicted model, not a curated record